AUGGCACACUUCCUGGAAGAUUCGCAGAGAAGCAAUGAGCUGCUGGUAUUUUACACCUGGGUCCCCUUCGCCUGGUUUGCCGUGCCCACCCUGGUCGUUGGGACUGCCCAAGACAUUGCCGACAGCGGCCCGCAAAUUCUUGGCUUCUUGCUGUACCUGCCUUUGCUGGAGGAAGCACGCAAUUUGACUAUGAUGUGGUUGGCCUACUGCUUACUCGCCAGUGCCAGGUCAUUGCAGCUUUGCAUGUCUCAUGCUGGCAUGAAAGUCCAGCUGACGCCUUUUCUUUUGCGGAUUCUUCUGCUAGAGCUCGCUGGCUUUGUGGCAGGUCGUGCACGAAUUUGGUACCUGAGCUGCAAGGGCACACCUCUUACCUCGUCGUACCUGGAUGCGGCAUCCAGGUCGAAAGAUAUCCAGGCGGCAGGGCCUUUCAGGGAGCCCUUUAAGAAGGAACCCUUGAAGCAGCCGUUACUUUUAAGGGUUCCCUAG
Molecule: messenger RNA, 486 nt
Organism: Symbiodinium sp. CCMP2592
Lineage: Eukaryota; Dinophyceae; Suessiales; Symbiodiniaceae
Source: the annotation of a GenBank genome assembly